Molecule: messenger RNA, 2938 nt
Organism: Symbiodinium necroappetens
Lineage: Eukaryota; Dinophyceae; Suessiales; Symbiodiniaceae
Source: the annotation of a GenBank genome assembly
AUGCGGCCCACUGCCAAACCUGCCCCGCCCACGAUUUCCAGACGCCGGGUCCGAGACUUAUGUCUGCAGCAUCCCAACCUUCCAGACAGAUUCCGCCACGAAGUUGGCCUCCUUGCCGAUGCCCAGCCGGCGCUUCCUGCGAGAGAACUGCUCAUGCAAUCCUGGAAGGCGGCCACGGCCACACUGCCACGCGGGCUGCCGCUUGCACCACGUCAGACUGAUGACCAGCCAGUCCUUCGCUUAUGGCGCCUGCGCACCACCAUCCGAGAACUUACGCCUUUGGCGCGCACCUCGCUCCGCUGCUUGUUCCGCCUCUGGCAUUGCAAGUCGGCACUGCAGGCGCAUCAGCGAGAACUGAAGCGCAUUUGCAGGUCCAACAAGAAGCUUCGGUUCGCCAGAAUGCUACAAGAAGCUUCGGAAUCGGCCCCUGGCCUGCAGAGGGUCUAUCAGAUCCUACGAGCCUUUGCACCCAAAACGCCCAAGCGCAAACUUCAGCUUCGGGCGGCCAAUGGGAUGCCACUCUGUAUUGCGGAUACUGUGGCAGCCAUUCGUAGUUUCUAUGAUGACCUUUAUCAUCAGCCACUCGCGGCUAUGCCUCACAUGCACCCGCCUGACCAACCCCUGCAGAUUGAGCUAGGGGAAUUCCAGGCCUCCUUGGCCACUCUGCCGGCUGGCAAGGCGCUCCCUCCUCAUGAGGCUCCUUCCCUCCUCUGGAGGUUUGCCUCCGACACUCUAUCAGGGCGUCUUCUACCUGCCGUCAACCACUGGCUGGCGCACAUGUACCUCCCUCCACCUUCUGAGUGGCACAUAGCUGAUAUAUGUUUGCUGCCGAAGCCUCACAAGCCCGUGGCGGGCCCAGAAACAUUAAGGCCCAUUUCGUUACUGCACCCGGUAGCCAAAGCUCUUGCCACCAUUAUGAAUGGUCGCAUCAAGCCACACCUCCUGCAGCUAGUAGAUGGUCUUCCCCAGUUUUCAUACUUGGAAGGACGUUCGGUGCAAGAUGCCCUAGAUCGGGCCAUGGCUCAUUGCACCAGAGUGCGCUCCAUUUUGAAUGCUCAGCGGCAGAAUGUCCAUCUUAAAAAGCAGGGCCACGCCCCAUCUCCUUGCCGAGGAGGGAUCACCUUAUCGCUAGACCUCCAACAGGCUUUUGACCUUAUGCCUCGAGACCGGCUCCUGGAAGCCAUGCAACUUGCUGGUAUAGACUACAGUCUGCAAUAUGCCAUCAUGCAGUUGCACUUUCAUGCGCAGAUGCGAAUCACGCACGGUGGUCAGUCAGCAGCCAUCGAUACAGCUAAUGGUGUAAGACAAGGGUGUGGCUUAGCUCCUUCAUUGUGGUGUCUGUUUACGUGUCUGAUUCUUCAACAUGUCAGCACGCAAGUUGCGCUCUCCGACACUACUGCAUACGCGGACGACUUCUUGUUUCAGUGGAUCGUGAAUACGCCCGCGCAGUUCGAUCAAGCUUGUGAGCAUAUUUCCUUCAUACUUCGCACCUUUGCACAUUUUGGGAUGAAGGUCAGCCACACCAAAACUGUGGUGCUCAUGGCCCUGAAAGGCCCUCUUGCUGGAUCCACUGCGCGGGCACACGUCCGCAGAGACCCGCAGAAAGGAGCGAAUGCGCAACUCGUGGGCAGCCUUCAACCGACUGUUGCCAACGCUGAGGACGGCUGGACUGUCCCUUCAGCAGAGGGUGCAAGUGUGGAGCAUGCCAACGUGUCGCCACUGCUCAUGGCAAUUCACAACCUGGCCGUCGUUUUGCCCAGCAUGGAGGCUCCGAAUCAGCCGAUCCCCACGGAGGCGGACCUCAUCUCGGCCGAGGCUCAGAUGAAGCUCAUGCAGAACAUGAUGGCGACAGCCACGGACCCCAAGCAGCUGGGGACAGCGAUUCCCAGCGGACCACCGGGCCCUCUCGGGGAGUUUGUGCAGGCCUCGCAGAAAAGCACGGAGGCCCCCUCGCGCGGUACUUCCUCACAGGACAGCCAGGGCCCAGCGGAGAUGGACACCUCCUCCAGGGACAAGAGGGCCGCUGCGGAGGGAGACAGGGACGAGCCGACAGCAACUGGCAGGCCCCGUCUGGCGCUGGAGACCGAGGAGGAUCAGCCGGAUCACUCGGGCAAAGGAUACCAGAAAUGGCCCCGCCUGGACUCCAAGGGCAACACAAGGGAAUCCAGAGAUGGUUUCGAAUGGCAGCGCGACCAUCGCGAACACCGCAGCCGACCUCGUCAAGCACGCCAGCCCAGCUAUUGGGGAGGUGCCCGGCGAUCGGAACGAUCCGACCGCACAGACAGGAACGAGCGCUCUCGCGACACGGAGCAGGCACUGCUCAACCUCUGCUCGGCGCUGACCAAUCUGAGCUUGAGGCACGAGGACCAGAUGUCCAUCAACCGCUCCCAGUCGAACUACAUUAUGUUCCUGCAGACCACGGGGAUGCUCACUGUGGUGCCGGAGAUGGUCAAGGGCAUCCAAACAUGGAAGGAGGCCAGGGAGCAGCAGCCGGGAACCAUCACGCUUCCUCUCCGGACUUUCCUGAUGGGAAACUGGCUGAAGCUGCUGCGCACCCGCUUCGAAGCCUGCCUGGCCACGGAGGAAGCCCGCAAACAGGCAAUGGAAAUGCUGGUUUUGGAUCCCUCUGGAGCGGUCCCCUACCUGGAAUGGGAUGCGCAGGCCAAGGCCAUGAAAAUCAAGACAGACCGGGAGCCCAUGACUCCCGACCAGAUCCUGGAGCUCGUUCGCCAGAUGGAGGCCAUGAUCUUGGCCCCGCAUGGAAUCAUGCGGUUCCAUGCGACGAGGAAGCUCAACUGGAAUGUUUCGGGGGAGGUUGUCCCUAUGAUGCUGGAGCUGGGAAUCCGGACACAGGGUGGUGUCCACCUCCUUGAGGGAGACAAGAUGGGGCGGUCGGCCCUUGCCAACACGGUGCAGAGGCUCUCCGAAGAGCUGUCCG